UGAUAGGUGAUGAGCCAAAUACAGUAGAAAGAAAGAAGACAAAGGACAAAUUGGCGAAGAAGAAGAGAAAAAAGGAGAAGGGAAGUAAAGCUACUGCUGGCAAAAGUUAUGAAAAUGAGAACAACUCUGCAAAUCCAAAAUGCAUUGGGGAGAUGGACUCUAGUUAUGCAGCAGAUUUGUGUCAAACUGAAACACAAAACAAGAUAGGGAACAAUACAACAGCACCUGAGGAAGCUGAUAUUGGAAUUAAUAGCAAAACUUCUAAUAGAUCCAAGAAAGCUGCAAAAGAUAAAAAGAAGGAUCGACUUUCAUCUAAGAUGAGUAGUAAGUUAAAGAGAAAGGCAGAUACAGUUCACCAAGAUGGAGUUUAUUACAUCUCUUCAGAGGAUGAGGACUGCUCAAAAGGAAUGAAAAAGUGGAUAAUGGAAUACCAUCAAAGUAGACCAGGAUUGAAGAUACUGCAGCAAAGAAUUGAUGAGUUCACAAUUGCCCAUGAGGCACAGGAGGAACAGGCAAGAAAAGAGAGAGAAGGUCAAGCUGCAGAAGGAGGGUGGACUGUUGUGGUACAUCAUAAAGGUAGGAAAAAAACAACAGAUUCUGAAAGUGGGAUUACUGUGGGCUCUGUUGCCCAGGCUGCUGUGGUCGAUAAAAUGAGCAAAAAGAAAAGCAAAGACGUUGGGAUAGACUUCUACAGAUUUCAGAGAAGAGAAGCUCAGAGAAAUGAGAUUAUGAUGUUGCAGAGCAAAUUUGAGCAGGACAGAAAGCGGAUACAACAGUUGAGAGCUGCAAGGAAGUUCCGGCCCUACUGAAUCAUGCACACCCAUCACUGAGGAUGUUGCAUCAGAAGUACCCCAUUUGGAUGUUCAAUGUUACAUUGUGAAAGCCGAAGAGAAUUUUUCCUACCGAAAGGGUGAGGUGUUGAAAAGAAUGCAAUGAAAUGACUCUGAAUUACUUGAAUUUCAGAGAGAAUUUGUUAUUUUUUGCAUAUUUAA
This is a messenger RNA of Telopea speciosissima, 992 nucleotides long. RefSeq names its product ribosomal RNA-processing protein 7 homolog A. Bases 153 to 809 code for a protein of 218 amino acids. The record is from RefSeq and is a predicted model, not a curated record. Lineage: Eukaryota; Viridiplantae; Streptophyta; Magnoliopsida; Proteales; Proteaceae. Gene Ontology annotation, biological process: ribosomal small subunit assembly; rRNA processing. The transcript has 7 exons. Gene Ontology annotation, cellular component: UTP-C complex; CURI complex.